GUUAUUUAUUACUCUUAUUACGUAUUAAUGCCUAAAACCCGAGCAUGGGACUGAAGGCGUGCAGCUUAAUACUGGUGGCGGUUGUUAACCUGACUGGACUACUUGUUUACUUAAUUGGAUCCUGCUCAGGCUGAAGCAGGAAGGCCCCGCUCUGAAUGCACAAGGGCGCACACACUGCCUUGAGACUGCCGCCCAGAACAAAACUCAUUCCACACACAGAUGAAAACAAUUAGGGAGAGCACUGCUUGCCUCCAGGAGAGCAGCGUUGGAGAGCAUGGGCAGCUCCGGGGGCCGCCAUGUCUGAUCCGGGCCCUCCCAUGGAGACGGAGUACGCCCUGCGCCGCCGCCUGCCCCGCCGCCUGCCCCGGCGCCGGAGCGACAUCUAUGUCAACAUGAAGACGGAUUUCAAGGCCCAGCUGAGCCGCUGCCAGAAGCUCUUGGCCCCGGCGAGCGGCUGCCCCGAGAUCUGCAUCCACGGCCUGGGCUUGGCCAUCAACCGCGCCAUCAACAUUGCGCUCCAGCUGGAAGCCACUGGCGGCGGCGUGCUGCGCUUGGCAGCGAAUACGUCGACCGUCGAGCUUGCUGACGUUGCUGAGCCGGAGGGGGACAGUGACGAGCCGCUGGCCCGGACCCGGAACAACUCCGCCAUCCACAUCCGGGUGUGCCGCGUGGCCCCCGAGUAGCCGCUGCUUGCGGUUCCCUCGGCAAACGGGCCUCUGGGUGUUCUGGAGUGACCAGGUGCCCCGGCCUGUGUCCAGCGACUGCUGCCCUCUGCGUCCAGGAGUGGCGGGCCUGGGGAGGUCUCUGCCCCUCCAGAACGAAAGUCCAGCUCUGCCCUCCCUUGACUCGCCAGUUGCAAGAUACUCUCAACUCUCUUGCCAGCACACACACCGCUCAACGGAGACUUGUUUGCCCUCCUCUGGCUAAACGGGGGCUGGAUGCUCUCACUGGACUCUGCUCGGUAUGACGCCUUGUGCCCCCCCCCGCCCCCCCGUGGCUGUGCUGGGAAUAGAAGCCAGAACCCCUGGUGGGACGAGGUGCUGAGUUCUGCCUCCUGGUGCUGGAUCCUCUCCUCGCCUUGUUCCUGAAGGAGAAAGUGGGCUUUGCACCUCCAUUUGCUCAUGGGAGAACUGACUUUGGGGGCUGCACCUUCUGAUGCUGCAACUCCUGGGGGGUCUUGCUGUUGACAUCCCCAAGUGUGUGUGAAUGUGGGGGUCUUGUGGCAUUCUAGGUUGGGAGUGCGUGUCUUGCUGAGAAAUAAACGAUUCUCGAGUGUGUCCCUGGAA
Molecule: messenger RNA, 1286 nt
Organism: Hemicordylus capensis (graceful crag lizard)
Lineage: Eukaryota; Metazoa; Chordata; Lepidosauria; Squamata; Cordylidae
Gene: POP7
Product: POP7 homolog, ribonuclease P/MRP subunit
Exons: 3
Coding region: 297-683 (128 amino acids)
Biological process (GO): tRNA 5'-leader removal
Cellular component (GO): nucleus; nucleolar ribonuclease P complex; ribonuclease MRP complex
Molecular function (GO): nucleic acid binding
Source: RefSeq, a predicted model, not a curated record